AUGUAUGGGUGCGGCGCGAUGUUAAAUACUAGAGAGGGUCUCGACCCAACAGCCCACCUAAGACCGCUGAACUCUGAAAUAGCAGCCCCUAGGAUAGACAGCUACAGAUUUUCCAUGGCCAAUUUGGAGGACUCUCAAGAUGUUGACCUGGAUGCCAUUUUGGGCGAGUUGUGCGCUUUGGAGACUGUUUGUGACCAGGAAAUUGGACAUGCAAGAGAAAGCAAAAGAUUUUCUGACGUUCAGAAACUCUCCCUCCACGAAUCCCGCACACACAGUCGAUCAUCAUCGGAAGCUUCAAGAGGUUUGACAGACGACUCAUCGAUUUUAGGCGGGAAAAACGAAACGGGUCGCACGGACUCACCCGAUAACGAUUCGGCUUUUAGCGAUACUGUAUCGAUGCUAUCGAGCGAAUCGUCUGCAAGUAGCGGUGCUAGUGGCGCUAAACCUCAAACAUUAAAUUUACAAAAUAUUCAUCAGGACGAUGCAUCGCGAAUUAAAGCUGAAAAAAUCCGCAUGGCAAUGGAAAAAAUCAAAGAAGCAAACAUCCAAAAGCUGUUUGUGAAAGUUUUCACAACCGAUGGGUCAGCUAAAUCCUUAUUGGUGGAUGAAAAAAUGUUGUGUUCCUUUGUCACGAGGCUAUUGGCUGAUAAAAAUCAUGUGAAAAUGGACCCUAAGUGGGCUAUUGUAGAACAUUUACCUGAUUUGUAUAUGGAACGUUACUAUGAAGACCACGAGCUCUUAGUGGAUAACCUUUUGCUGUGGACCAGAGAAUCAAAAAAUAAAAUCUACUUCGUUGAACGACAAGAUAAAAUUAAGCUUUUUACUCAACCAGAGCAGUUCCUACUAUCUUGCAGUGAUAAAAGAGAUUCCUUGGAGUAUGACGAACAUUCUAGAAAUAUGAUGCUGGAGGAUUUUUUCGCCUCUACUAAUGGAAGCUUACCAGAGGUGGAAGGUCCUCUUUAUUUAAAGGCUGACUCCAAAAAAGGAUGGAAAAAGUAUCAUUUUGUCCUCAGAGCGUCCGGAUUGUAUUAUUUUCCCAAAGAAAAAAUUAAAAGUGCCAAAGAUUUGGUUUGUUUGGCUACUUUUGAUAACAAUCAGAUCUACUAUGGAGUUGGCUGGAAGAAAAAAUACAAAGCUCCAACUGACUUUUGUUUCGCCAUUAAGCAUCCAAGAUUACAAGAACCAAAAUCAACCAAGUUUAUAAAAUAUCUUUGCGCUGAGGACCAGACUAUCCUGGAAAAAUGGAUCGUAGGUAUGAGGAUAGCAAAAUUUGGCAAGCAGCUCAUGUAUAAUUAUAGGGCAUUAAUGGAUGAACUGGCACAAGAAGAAAUGGAUAUUUUGGCAAAUGCUAGAAGUUGUUCCGUACAGUCAAUUGCUGUACAAAGUAUACAAUCAAAUAGUACCACCCCAACUCAAGGAUACUCUGGCAGCGAAGCAGGCUAUGGCACAGCUUCAGGAAGUGAAAUCUAUUCUGCAACCAGUGAAACUAGCUCCAGCUCUGGCAGACAUAGUAGAGCGAGUAGUUCCAGUUCUAGUGGUUGUAUGUCAGAUGGAGCUCCAUCUAGUUGCGAGAACGCUUUUGACUCCGAAUUUCCAAUGGGCACAAUAAAACGAAAACCUUCAAUGAAACCAAACCUACCCCUAACGAAUAUGACACGACAGCUCAAGGAAGUUGGAGAAACUAGAGAUGAAAUGGACGGGACUUUACCUACAAGUCCCGUAUCUUAUACUAAUACUGGGACUCUAACACGAAGGCAUAGCAGGCGAAAAUCUAACAACUCUAACGGUGACGACUCCAACUCUGGCACGCUGAAAAGGCAACACUCCUACAAAUCAAGAGGUUCAAUCGAGUCUAUGGGCACUAGAAGCGGGAAUUCUACACCCUUAUGUGGCACCCCUGUGAGAGAAAGAGCCAGUCCUUUUGGUGAAAGAAAUAGUCCCUUCGGAGAACGUCCACCUAGUGCUACGUCGCUGAGAAACUCGCCUUUAUCGCCACCUAACGGGUUGGAGAUGUCUUGUAUGACGGACUCAACUACAUCACUGCCCCCACCUCCAGAAACCAACGGCGACGUAAUCAACGACUCGCCCAGCUACCAACUACCACCACCACCUCCAGAAAUCUACAAUUCCAAUUUGUCGUUGGAUAGUUUACCGCCCCCACCUAAUCCUGGUGACUUACCUCCAAUGACUGGCAGCGAACUAACCGGAAGUCAACUUAGCCUCAUGUCACUUCCGCCUCCUCCUGGUGAGGAUACUGGUACAAUAAGACGAAGGAAAAGUGGCAGUAAUAGUUCCAGUGCCACAGCUACACCUACGAAUAUUUUGAGCCCAGAACAAGGGAUGUCACCGGACCAAACUCCUACGCAUUCAAGACUGAAUACCCCCUCCGUGAGUCCGCCUCUGUCGAACUGUAGUACUCCAACUCAAACGUCGCCUCCCAAUUCUUUUAGCCCUACGCAUAGGAAUGUAAAUAUUUAUGCUCAAAAUAGUCCUGUUUAUGCUGGUCAAAACCAUGAUAGAAACAAUGGAGGUGAUUAUAGUAGUACAAUUACGAACGGAUUUCAUCAGACUCCACCUCCAUAUGUUAAUCCUCCUCAGUAUAACAGGCAGUCGAAUACUUUACCAGGAAAUUCACCUUUUGCCAACAACAAUGGCUUGAGAUCGUCUUUAAGGCAAGCCUCGCUUCCUAGACAAAUAUCCUCCAACAGUAUAGCAUCAACAAAUAGCAGUGGCUCGUCAGGAAACACUUCGAUUUAUUCUACUUGCUAUGAGGCUAGGAAUUCUCCCAAAUCUCAAAGAAAAGUCGCGUUCCAAGAGCCUGCCAGUCCUAAAAAGACUAAUAAAAAGAUAAGUUUCAAUUUAACACCUGUAGAAGUACCUCCAUUGCCUAAAAAACCGCCACCCCCAAAGAGGUCUGAAUCGACUAAACUUUCUAGCCCAAAAAAACUGGUGGAGCCGCCAAAAGACUUUUUGAAAGACUUGCAAAGAGUAAUGAGAAAAAAAUGGCAGGUGGCUCAAAAAUGUAAAUUGGAACCUGAAACUACUCCGCAUGAAGUUUUAGGAUUUAGAGAUCCACCAGCAUUGUUGCCAGAUUAUAAAGAGCACAAUGUGAGUAAUUGGGUCAAAGAACAUUACGGACCAAACAACCUUUACGAAAACGUGUAUAGGGAUAGUGUUGAUGGGGUUGUGGAGUAUGUGUCUUCGCCAAUGCAUAAAAAUGAGGCUAGGAAUUCUAAAAGACCGCCACCACCUCCACCAAAACGAAGCGAGUCUACGCAUUUAAGCACACCUAAGAUUCACUGAUGCUGUGUUUCGUAAUAUAGCUUUUGAAAUGAUUUGUCUCAUAUCAGAUUAGAGAGUUAUCUUUCUAAUUAUUUUCAAUAAUAAUUGGAACCAGCUAAUUCAUUAAAAAAAAAAAAGAAUAACGGUGGGUUAUCAUAAAUUAUCCAUAAACAUUUUAGAGCUGUUACAUAAGCGGGGAACAGAAGAGCAAAUUCUAGUGCAAGAAUAGGUUGUGUGCCUCUGUGCAGAGAUAUGCAAUUUUGCUGCCUCAUGUUUGGGUCCAUUUUAGCCAGAAUCGGAAAUCAGACUAGGGUUUUGAAUUACAUUAGUACUCUCAUUAUUCAAUCUAAAACAUACAGAAGCGAUUUCACGCAACGAACUACGUUUUGCUCUUUGCUAAAGUCAAAAACUCUUUAUGGGAUUCCUUACAAUUCUGACUUUAGAUUCUGGGACAGUAUCGCAAAUAUGUUUGAUUGGAAUGAACCCACCCUAUUGAGACUUAAAGGACAAAAUACUGCUUCACUUUUGAUUCUAUACCCACUAGCCCAGUACCAAUAUAAUCAUUAUCAUAACAAUAUACAAGUGUAUAUUACAUUUCAAGAAAUAAAGCUACUAAGUUCUUUAAUUUGCCGAUUAUAUGACAAAUUCCUUCAAAAGUUAUAUUUUUAAAUAAAAAAACUGCCAUUUUUUACCCAUUAGCAAUCAAACUAAGGCUUUAGGCUAUAAGAAUCUUUUCAACUGCCUGUAAAAAAAAUGAAUUUUCAAGGCAAAAUUGUGAUGAUUAUUUAGUGACGAAAAAAUAAAUGAAUGAUCAUGUGCCAUUGAAUAAUUGAAAUGAGAAUUAUUUCAAAUUUUUGAAAUCCGCGUGUUUCAAUAAACCUUUCUAUGUGUAUAUUUUUACUUUAUAAUGGAAAAAUGUCAAACAUUUUUAUGGUGCUUAUAGAAUAUAAUUAAUUAAUUUUUUAGGGACUUAUAAUUAGGCGAAUAGCGAAAUUUUGUGUGUUUUUUAUAAAUUUUAUAAUGAUAAAACAAUUUUUAUGGCGAAUAUUAAUUAAGAUUAUUUUUAAUUUACGAGAAUUUUUCAGUAAAUUCUUGUAUCCGUUAAGGUGUUACAGGGUUCAAAAUCAGUUAACUUAAUAAUUUUGCUUAGUUUUUUGUUAAGGUAUUUGAUACUUUUGUACAUACUUUUUGUAUAGUUACUGAUCAAGACACUUUUUGAUCAACUCCCUAUAUUAGAUUAUUUCAUUAGAUAUUUCCUACUGCUGCUGUGUAUACUAAAAAAACAGUGGCACCACUUUUUCUUUAUUAUUAUAAGAAUAAUUAUUGUAAACUUUUAUUUGAAGUUUAGAAGGUUUGUUUUUCUAACUUGGAGGAUCUCUACAAUGCCAUUGCAUAUUAUAUACUUAGCUAAUUUUUAUUAUAAAAUUUUCUACUAACAUUUUUUAGAAUUAAUAAGUUUUUAGUAAGUAGACAAGUAUAAAAUUUGUUAUUUUUUUUUUUCUGAGAGUGGAAUUUUAUUUUUUCUUGUUUCUAAUAAAAAUAUAAAAAUUAUACAAUUGGGAGGGCGUUGUAGAUAAAAAAAUUUUCGGGACAAAACUAUUGGUUUUAUCGUUUUAUCAUUGUUUUAAUAAAAGAUUCUACGGGGUGCUUAUUUGUAAUAAACACUUUGUAUACUGUCUACCAUUUAUAUUAUUGAUAUACUAACUGUUACAUAUAGUAUUAUAUUAUAAAUAAAAUCAUAUUUAAAA
Messenger RNA from Ceutorhynchus assimilis (cabbage seed weevil), 5030 nucleotides. NCBI's taxonomy places the organism in Eukaryota, Metazoa, Arthropoda, Insecta, Coleoptera, Curculionidae. The record is from the annotation of a GenBank genome assembly.